Molecule: messenger RNA, 2772 nt
Organism: Penicillium digitatum Pd1
Lineage: Eukaryota; Fungi; Ascomycota; Eurotiomycetes; Eurotiales; Aspergillaceae
Product: putative C6 transcription factor QutA
Biological process (GO): positive regulation of transcription by RNA polymerase II; DNA-templated transcription
Molecular function (GO): DNA-binding transcription factor activity, RNA polymerase II-specific; zinc ion binding; DNA binding
Source: RefSeq, a predicted model, not a curated record
AUGAGCGCUGAACAGCGCCAGGCCGCGGGCGCUAGUAGCAAAACCAAACGACGAUGGACCGACCCAGAAGAUGAUGGGAAGGCGACGGGGGAACCGAAGCGUCAGCGAGUCUCACGCGCGUGUGAUAGUUGCCGGUCUAAAAAGGACAAAUGCGAUGGAGUACAACCAGUGUGCUCGACUUGUGCAUCGCUCUGCCGACCCUGUACCUAUAAGGCCAACCCGAAGAAGCGAGGCCUGCCCACCGGCUACAUUCGCUCGCUGGAGUUGCUAUGGGGGCUGGUCUUCCAAAAGAUCCAAGGCAGUGAAGAUGUCAUGCGAGCUUUGAUGCGAUCGGUCAAUCUUCCGAGUCAUUUGGCUACGAUGGGCAAGGAAACGGAGGGGUCCGAUGCAUUGCUAGCUUCCUUCAAAAAUAGCAAGGUUCUCAGAGACAUUGAACGCAUUCUGAUAGUACUGGAACAGCCGGAGGAGGAAAGAGAGCGAAAUCUCCAGACACAUGGCGAGGGAGAGACACCUCUAGAUGUCGAACGGAUUCUUUCUUCCGCUGAGGCACAGGAGUGGCAGAUCCCGGAAGGCAUAGAAGCUCGUGAGACGCCAUUGCCAGGAUUAUCGCCGACUCGAACCGCGGUGGGUAUCGCUCCAACGCAAUAUACCGGACCACGCCCGACUACAGAUUGCGGUAUCCAGACAACUACACCAGACGACCGACUCUUGUCCUCGUUCACCCUCCCAUCCAAUCCUGAUUACCCUCGAUCGCUCUCCACGAAAACCUUUCUUCAACUCCCCUACAACGCAUGGCCCCUUUUUGAUGUGUAUUUCUCCUAUACGCAAUGUUGGUUUCCCAUUCUCGAAAAGCAUGACAUCCUUCGCACCGCUUUUCACUAUACCGAAGGCGACGUAUACGCAUCGUGUUUAACUCCCGGGUCUGGGGAGCACGCAGCCUUGUGGGCUGUUCUCACUCUCGCCUCGCUCCAGUAUGCCUCUAUCUCAGCCUCCAGCGAAAUAGAGGAGCAGCCAAUUGAUCAGAUGACGCCAUCACAAAUGUAUUCCACUGCUCGGCAAUUGAUUCCGCCUGAAAGUGGGCCGCACGAAAUCGGACACGUGCAAGCAUUAUUGAUCUUGGGUCUGGUCAAAUUCGGACAGCAAGAAUGGACUGGCUCCUGGAUGCUUGUUGGUCAGGCUGUUCGGAUUGCGCAUGCACUAGGUCUCGAUCAACCGUCAUAUCCGUCAUUGUCGAAAACUCCAGAUCAAGAAAAGCAGAUUGGUCGAGCAAAACAUGUGUUUUUGGGUUGCUUUGUUCUCGAGACCCUUAUUGCAGAAACAAUCUCACAAUUCCCAUCCCUGCGAAAGGGUGACUUGGCCAGGAUAGGCUCUAUCAAUGAGGACGGUCUUGAGGAAUGGCAUCCUUGGGAAGAUCAAACUGGGUUACGGCCAGCCCAAUCCUCGCGAACGUCUAUGCAGCGCGGUCCCCUUCACGCGUUGAGCACUUUCAAUCGCCUCGUAAGCGUCGUAUCGAUUUUGAAUGAUCUAUGCUGUUGCAAGCACGAUCCAACCAUAUCUCGAUCACAGCUGGAGCAACUGGAGUUACAAUUACAGCGCUGGGUAACAGAAUUGCCAAAGAGCUACCGUGUCAAUCUGCACAGCCACCCUGUGAGACUGGCUUCUCCGCAUAUCUUUGUGUUAGAGAUGACAUAUGAAAGCGUUGUCAUUGCUCUCAGCUCUCAAAUUGCUAUUCGUGAACAUGAUCAGAAAAUUACUGAACCUCCUCACAAAAUCCGUGCCACAGAAAGCUCGAAAAGGCUUUUGCAAUUGCUUCAGGCCUAUAUGGAGACAUACAGCUUUUCAGCCACUCCACCAACCUUCGGUCUGAUGCUUCAAUUUGGCCUCCCGCGGUCCAAUCAUAGGGACCUCCCGUCAGUCCUUGAUGCGGGGUUACGAAACAACAUUCACAAUUUUUCCUCCCAGCUUUCUGUUUUGUGGACCAUGCAAGACCAAAAAGCCGCCAGUCGAAAUGUACCAGAAAGAUCUCAACUACUGGCUCCUUCUCCUGCGGUUUCACGGCACGUUGAUGCCUCUGCCGGUGGAGAUAUGACAAUCCCCCUAUCGCUCUCAAUAGCCACACCUUCACAUCUUCUUCCUACCACACAUGCGACACAUGCUCCCCAGAAUACUAUCAAUGCCGCGGCUGUCCCUGAACACCCAUUCCUCUCCACACCUUGGCUUAGAACCACACAACACAUCGAAGAUGUAUCUCUUCUCCGCACGCCUUCAUCCCUAACCUCCGUUGGGGGCACCUCCGAUGUUCCUCAACAUCAGGGUCAAUUGGAUAGCUCUCUCAACUCUGGGCUUCCUCAUCCUACAUCGGUGGCUAGCGAAUCCCAUUAUAGUACCAGGAUGCUUGUCGAUCUUUCGCCAUCAUACCAUCACACUGCACAAUACGAUCCAACGGCAUAUCACGACCCAUCGGUCAACAUGGGCACACUUAUUGACAUUGAUGGCUAUUCACGUCUGCGGAGGCAACGAAUCGCUCCAGAUCUCGAUGCAUUAUUUGAUGAGCUGGCGUCAUUGGAUGGUGCCGAAAAAGCCGACAAUCAACCAGAGUUUAUGCAGAACCUAGGUUUUGUCUCUGAUGUGGGAAUUCCUGAGCUCUAUUCGUUCCCCGGUCAGAUAGAGCAUUUCUUGCUGGCACAAACCCAGCAGCUAGCCAACAACGGCGCUUCUUCUGGUAUACGACGAGAGUCGCAGCCUCUUAACAUAUCAGGAGCCCCCAAGUGA